Messenger RNA from Heterostelium album PN500, 1983 nucleotides. RefSeq lists its product as uncharacterized. Gene Ontology annotation, biological process: sexual reproduction. The transcript has 6 exons. The record is from RefSeq and is a predicted model, not a curated record. Bases 1 to 1983 code for a protein of 660 amino acids. Lineage: Eukaryota; Evosea; Eumycetozoa; Acytosteliales; Acytosteliaceae.
AUGAAUGAUUUUAAAGUAAUAAAGCAAGGAUUUCCUUCUUUGGUUAAUAGCAUUGAUCAGUACUCAUAUUUGGAGUUUGCCUUUCCACCUUUUCUUCCUGCUGAAGCUAUGAACUGUACAACUACACUAUUCAAAUGUCAAAUGUUGUCUGAUGGUUAUGCAAGAUUCCAGAAAAUAAAAUUAUCUAUAAUCCCAGGAUACCUUUCUCAACCAGCUACGAUUCCAGUAACUCUUUCAUAUCGAGGAUCAUCUACCUCUGUUGAUAUAAUAAAUCUAUUAGCUUUGGCAGAUAGUAGAACUUCGAAUGUCGUAAGUGAAGUAAUCUACCCACCUUCUGGAUCGAAUUUGUUCUCAGACUAUCAGCAGACUCAAUAUUCAGUGAUUAGCUUUUUAACAGUAUUGAAUUCAAAUUCAUUGUUUAAUUGGUAUUUUUAUUCGCCACCAUUCUUUGACUCAGCGGUACCUUUUUCAUUGGUGGAAUACAAUAAUACCCAUUCACUUUAUUUGGCUGUGCAAAGCCUCGAUAAUGCUAUUGGACCUGGUGAAGCCAAAUCCUAUAUUCUAGAUCAAACCUCAACAAUCAUCAACCAACUAUACACUAUCUCAAAAAGUAGUUCAUAUUAUUCAUUUGUCCCAACUGCUUCAUACGAGUAUGACACUACAUAUCAAUUUAAUUUGGUAACCGUGGAGUUAGAAUAUUCAGUUAUUGCCAAACCAUUUUUAAACACCACAAUAUCCCCCAGUCUUCCAAUUUCACACCCAACUCUAUUCCCUUGGAUAUUGAAUCCUACUACCUUAAGAUAUAACUACAGAUACAGUUACCCACUAAAUCAAUAUAUAUCUACCAUUCCAAAUUUUGAAUUUUAUCCUAGUGGUAAAAAUGCACAGGUACCUUCUCCAGUUCCUCCAAGUUUUUCACCACAGCAAAAUGCCUAUAGUUUAAUUAUUAAUGAUUGCACAAUUCAACAGAUAGUUUUUCCUCAAAUAAUGUUCAGGUUAAACUUUACCUCCACUUGCCAAAUUUUAUCGAUUUCUAUUUCACAAAAAUCUUAUCGUGCCAAUGAUAUUUUAUCAUACUAUGAUGCCACUAUUGGAUUAUCAAUCUUUGAUAUUCUAUAUACACCAUCAAGCUCUGAUUACAUGCUUAACAUUCAAGAUGCUUGUUAUCGAUCAUAUAACUAUGCCAGUGGAACUCUUUUUUCACCACUUCAAUCUAAAUUACUCCCAACUAUUCCUUCAGACUAUAUCUUAUCAAUCAAUUAUACCGAUUUUACUUCAUUCAAUUUCAGUAAAAUUCUCUUUGAUACAACAAAUGAUAAUGACUAUACAACUUUGAUGUUUGGUCUAUCGAAACCAUAUCGAGAGUUAGUAACUUAUGUUACAACAUACUAUAGUGAUGUGAAACAGAAAGGUGUUUUCGAUUGGGAUACAGGUUUAUAUGUUAUCAAUAUUACCAUUCCAAAAGGAAGUGUACCAGGUACAUUUUAUUAUAGUCUUUUUAUUGAUAGUUUUGUUUUCACAUCAUAUAUGAUGGAAUCUUAUUUUGGAACACCAGUAGCAUUAAAGGUUUUUAAUACAGAAUCUUUUUACUAUGUACCAAAGAUUGAGGCAAUAUCAGCUUUUCCUGCUAUUAAUGUUCCAGCUACAGGUCCUUCAACAAAUAUUGGGUGGAUAUUCACUAUAUCUGGUGUUGGAUUUUCAUAUGGAGAAGUAAAUAUUAUCUCUGAUAUCGACUUUUUCCCAUAUAAAAUUAAUUUUGGUAGUUCUAGUAUGGUUGGAAAUGGAAUGUAUAGAGUAAACUAUCCAGUUUCUGGAACUUGUAAAUCACAGACUUAUAGUAUUUACAAUGUGUCUCUAUAUUCUAUCACCGAUUUGAAAAAUACAUUUACCAAAGAAUAUGAUCCAUUAACCACUGUUUAUGGAACAUAUCAAAACCAAUUAAGAAUUAGAGUUACAUGUGAUCCAUGUAUAAUUACAUUCUAA